This is a messenger RNA of Acanthosepion pharaonis, 930 nucleotides long. The record is from the annotation of a GenBank genome assembly. NCBI's taxonomy places the organism in Eukaryota, Metazoa, Mollusca, Cephalopoda, Sepiida, Sepiidae.
AUGUUCUUUAUUUAUGUCCGUAUCUUCAUGGAACUGAAGAAAAGAUCAAAAGCCAGACAAGCCAAAGUGCAGGUCCACACCCAGCAACAGCAAUUGCAGACCGACAAUAUAGAACAGCCUCCUCUCUCUUCUUCUCAAGGAGAAGAAUCCUUUGAGAUGCACUCUCUGAAUCAAGCAACGAACGGAAACAUGUGGCAAAAGGAGAACCAGAUGAAAGGGCAGUUAUUGUCCACAGAAACUGAUGAAUCAAUACCCACUGAUGAAGAUCGUGCAGAAAAGGGUACAACUUUAGUGCUGUCGACAGAGAGUGAUACGGCAUCCAACACUAAGGGGAGUCUGCAGCCGUUACAGUGUGCCACGGAGACGACAGACUCCGAAAGAGAGUUGCUGAUGGUCACCUCGACUUCUUACAGUGAUUCCGAGAAAGAGAAUCGAACAACACAGCCAGCAGCCGACAACAUAUCAACAACCAAGCCCACCGACAGUAUAACCAGCAAAUCUACAAAGAAUAUACGACAGAGAGCCCUCAAUAUUAUAAACGAAUUCUCCAAAAGCGGUGACUCCAAGUCGCGGAAGGGUAAGCACAGAGUCCAUAACUUGCAGAAGAUGCCUGAGAAGCCAACCAAAGCGUCCAUGAUGAACGCUAAUUUGAAACGCCGCUUUGAGCUUCGUGAGCAACGGGCCACCAAGAGAAUGGCACUUAUUAUGGCUAUAUUCUGUUUGUGUUGGAUCCCAUUCACACUUAUGUAUAUGAUCCGUAGUUUUUGCGGCGAUAAAUGUGGAAUAAAUCCACACGUGCAGGCCUUUAUUAUUUGGCUCGGAUAUGUCAACUCGACAUUAAACCCGAUACUUUAUACCAUUUUUAAUGAGGACUUCCGCAAGGCUUUUAUACAUAUUAUGUUAUGUCAUAAAGUCAAUGCAAAGUCUUGA